Molecule: messenger RNA, 4035 nt
Organism: Capronia epimyces CBS 606.96
Lineage: Eukaryota; Fungi; Ascomycota; Eurotiomycetes; Chaetothyriales; Herpotrichiellaceae
Exons: 1
Coding region: 1-4035 (1344 amino acids)
Biological process (GO): protein import into nucleus; transcription-dependent tethering of RNA polymerase II gene DNA at nuclear periphery; poly(A)+ mRNA export from nucleus
Cellular component (GO): nuclear pore outer ring
Molecular function (GO): protein binding; structural constituent of nuclear pore
Source: RefSeq, a predicted model, not a curated record
AUGUUCUCGCCGGAGACCUCACGUCUACAGUCGUUGCGGCCCAAGAGAUCUCGGCCGUCCGCAGGACAGGAUGAUUCAAUCAAGCUACCACAAGCGAAACGAAAACGGUCGGCCCUUCGAAAAGAUACCUUUGAGCCUCUAGCUGAGGCAAGCAUAAACGAGGUCGCCGGACGCGAAACAACCGACGAGAAAACCCAUGAUCACACCGUUCCAGUUGUGCCAACAAGAGAAUUGACCUUGAGAGGUACGAAAAGACCCGAAAAGCGGUCUGAAAGAGCGACGGGAUCGCCCAACUCGGGCCUCGUCUUGUCCAACAACGAGUUCUACACUGUCGCGCAGCUGCCUGCUCUGCCAGACCAGAUCAGGAAUCGUCCUACAAUUCCAUAUUCUUGCGUGCUUUCUCCAGAAUAUGGUUACGCCUUGGCCCUGACCCAUACCGACGCCAUAAUCUGGCCGUACAAUUCAAGCGCGUCCACUCCCUCUUCAAGAGAUGUCAUCACCUUCAAAUUGCCAUUCCCACCAGCCUCGGUCGAUGAUCCGUUGCCGCUGGCAACCUUUACGGCACGAGCAGCGAGCGGCGAACCUGGAGUUGUUGCUGUCUCGGCGAAACUGGGAAAGGUCGUGUACUGGGAAACAAUCUCCAGCGCCUCGUCUUUCCUACCCGGCCAAACCUCCAGCGUACAGGGCUCCAUACCACAAAUGCAGAGCAGCGAAGUAGUUGAAGAGUUGAUCAAUGCAGAGCCGUCGGGUUUCAUACUUGCGUUACGACACGGCCGAGCUGCUCAUUUGACCAUUCGGGAUCAGAUGGGGAGACCUGGCAUCGGAGUGCAAUUCCUUCGGAAGUCCACUAACGGUACCGGCGGCCUACUGGGAAGUAUUCGGAAUGUCUUCGGUGGCGAUCGAAGAAAGGGGAUACCGAUUGUUAAGGCAGGAGGCUCAAGAAAGGGGCAGCGAGACAUUGUCAUUGCAACCCAAGACGCUGAAUUGGAACUAUGGAGUACCACCUUGAGCUCCGGCAACACCCUUGAGGCCUCCUUCAGUUGCAAAGACGAAGUGCUCGAGACAUUGAAAUCGAUGAUGCCGGAAGAAGCACAACUUGAUUUCCAAAUCCUGGACGUGGAACUUUCGGCAGGCCCAAGCAUGGCAUUGGCUCGACGAGAGAGCCAUGGUGUACCAAUGAUGGCUCUCGCUUCGGUGUCGACGUCGGAGCGGAUCAAUUACUAUAUCAUCGAGCUGCUUGUCGACCAAGGGGCCAAGGUCAAAGUGGUCCACCCCAUAACUUGUUACUCGCCCUCGAAUCCAGGUGAACGAUCCUGGAGGCCUCGUCUGUGCGUGGCGAGAUCACACCCGGUGGCGUUUGUUCUCUUCGGAACAGCCAUCGUCGUGUUCUCCCUCGCGAAGAUACGAGAGACUCCAUCCUCACAACUUCUGAUGGAACGACAGGAGCUUCCUGAACCAUUUCAGGACUCGGUCCGCUUUCAGGAAGGUAGACUCUACCAGGUGCUAGGAUUUGCACUCGACCCCUCGGAAAAACAUUCCUCGGUCAUUUUUGGAGUACAAGGCUUUGGCAUAGUCAGAUUGACUUACCAUCCUCGGCACAGUGGCGAGAUUGAUGUUGACGAGCUUGAAGAUCGGAUCAGUGCAAAGAGCAAAAUCGAGCAAGCAGUCUUCUUCGGAAGUAUCAAACAAAAUCCUCUGGAUCUCAAAAGCGCCGGUCAAGGCUACUCGGCGGAAGAAGUCGAAACAGCUGCUCUGGAGAUCAGCUCCGAGAUCCUCUCAUCGUCGUCGAAGCAUCUUCCGAAGAGUGCACCUUCCGUCGAAAUGCAAAUGCGAAUCCGGGCCAAAGCUCUCGACGACUUGGCACAGCAUCUGUUUGAACACUACCCGUCCUUGAUUUCCCGGAACACGCGCUUUCAGCUACUGCUGAACGCGGAGAAGUUGGCAGCCGCACAAGCGAUUUGGAAAGUUCAAGAAGAUGCUCAACGAAAAUAUCCCCAGAGUGACCGGGAGAUGUCGUAUCUUGAAUUCACUCUUCGGGCCUUGCACGAGUCUCGCCAGAAAUACCCUGAUCCAGAAAAAGGAGAAAAGGAUAGAGUGAGACACUGGCUGGUCAAUAGUGUUGAGCACGUUGACCAUUUAAUGUCCGAGCUGGGCGACUGCAUCCGCGAAUUGGAACCCAUGGAUGUCACAGACCCCAGGGUCGUUGCGGAUUAUUUCACCGAAGCAGCCGACCUGUGGAUUGCAGCAUACAGUGCCGCCUUCAAGUUCCGAGAAGACAAUGCUCCCAUUUAUGGGCUGGGAGACGAAGUCUUCAAAGAUGGGGUCUUGGUAUCGGGCUUUCCUGUCGAUAUACACCACCCGUGGACGUCACGCCCCGAGCCGCUCCGGUUCGGUGAGCGUCUCAUCUACGACAUCUGCACAUUCUUGAAUGAGUGGUGGGAUUUCGCCCACGGCAAAAACAAAAAGAAGAAGAUGCCUACCGAUCUUGAUGGCAAGCCGUAUGGGGGACCGAGUAAAGCUGCGCUUGAACAACUGGCUGCGCGACUGCCUGUCCAGGUUGAAUUGUUGUCCCGGCUUGUCAACGAAGAGUACACUCAAGCCGAGUGUCAGCUGAAAGCGCAUGAGAAGGACGCCGAAGUUCUCAGUGACGAGAUCAAGGCUAUCCGGAAUGAAGAAAUCGACCGAAUGUCUCAACCAUUGCAGGUCAUUUCCGCUUUCAACAUGCCGGGUGCUAUUCAACUGAGCGAGAAGUUGGGAUACUUUGGGAUGCUGGUCAAUCUGCAUUACGACUACUACAAAAGGUUGACGGCGGAGGUCGUGGCCGACCCUUCUCUGGCCGAGGCGAACCAACGAAAACUUGCCGAGAUGCAGAACAAAGCAGAGAAGUAUUUUGAUAGAUUUGGCAAGGGAUGGGCAGUGGCAUAUUUCCGCCGACUGAUUGAAGAUGACGAGUGCGGCACUCUUCUCUUGAAGGGCGAAGAGGACGACCAGAAGAAGGAGUUUCUUGCGUGGUUCUUCAAGCUGGCCGAACAUUUAGGUCAAAAGGUCGGCAAAUUGAGCUGGAUUCAUGACAUUGUUGGAAAUGGAAACUAUUUGCGGGCGGAGAGAACCCUUCACGAAGUGGCAGCCGAAGAAAUGGACGAUGUUUGGAACAAGAAGACCGAGCUCUCGCUUGCCAAAUUGGCAGGCCUCGCAGCAGCUGAAGGGACCUCGACGAUACCAGACGAUCUCGAGCAAUACGACAACGGACUGGCCAUUAUCGAGAUCCAGGAACGGAUUCAUACACACGUGACGGCGGUGGUUGGUCCAGCACUUGAUGAAAAAGCAGCAGCUGAUCUCGCCCUGGACGCCUUUGCUACACGCUGGGUGGCGAAGUUUGCAGGGCUGAAGAGACAAUUGAAGCAGGGGCUGAAGACUUUGUUGCGUCAAAAUCCUCUAUCGGCCGAAGAACUGGUUGACGUGUUGACUCUCAUGGACCCCAUGGACUGGCCAGGAAUCCCCGAAGAAGACCCCGAGAUCCGCGGACAAGAGUUCUCGCUGGCGUUGAAGGUAGUGGACCUUUCCAGAUCAACGACGGCCAAACAAAAUGAUCUUCGAGCUCUGAUCUGGAGAAGAGCGAUGAUCCGGGAUGAUUGGCUGUUGCUCAACGAAACCAGUGGAAAAGACGACCAGAGAGUGCAAAGCGAAAUGCAACAGACCAGUCUCUUCAAGACCAUUGAGCAGGUUCUUACAUGGGGACAGGUGGAGGGGGUGGAUGUCCAUCUGCUGUCGCCGAGUGAGAUCUUGGAACGCGAGUCCUUCCCCAACAGUCUUCAGGAAAGGUUCACCGAGAAUGAAAUGGAAGGCCUGCGCAAGGACCUGGACAAGGAGCAAGUGAGGCUGAAGACCUACGUGGAGAAAGGCCGACUCGAGGAUCAUUACGGGGGGUUGGUGUCAAGCGCUCAACGCAGUAUCAGAUCAACCAUGGAUGGAAAAGGGGAACAGAUGGCGCAAGAGGUCAUGCAACAGACCAACGGCCACGGCCACAGCCUUUGA